AAGGGCAUAUUAUGAUAUAUUUUCCAUACGAUAUUAUUGUGUUUUUGUAUUGAAUCGUUUGUAUCGUUGUAUCGUUUGUAUUGAAUCGUGCUACAUCUGUCACUUUCCUUCUUGAUUUCUUUACAUGCCAUUAAGAUCCGUGCAGGUAGUAUAGUAAAGUGUGAAUCUCUUGUCUUUAAUUAAAACCAUGGUACCUAAAACUAGCAUCAGAUUAAGUGAUCAACAGUUGAUAAGCUUACCGAUGAUCGGACUUGGUACGUACUCAAUAACGGGUGCAGAUGGAAAGGAAGCCAUCAAGACAGCCAUCGAUUUGGGUUACCGAAUGUUCGAUACGGCAGUAGCGUAUGGUAAUGAAGCUAUCGUUGGCGAAGCUAUACGAGAUAAAGUACGCGAAUGCGAAAACUUGACACGUGAAGAUUUUUUCGUCAUCUCCAAAUUGUGCGGCUCGUAUCACCGGCCGGAUCUAGUUGAAAAGUGCUGCAACAUGUCCUUGGAACGUAUUGGUUUGGAUUACAUCGAUCUUUACUUGAUGCACACACCUGUUGCACUGAAGUAUGAUGAGAAAAUAUGGACUGAUGGAAAAAUGCUGAGUCCAGUGGACGAUAGUAUCAGGCCAAUAGACGCGUGGCUUGGGUUGGAAAAAUGCUAUCAGGAAGGAAUUUGUCGCUCAAUAGGGGUCUCUAACUUCAACGAACAUCAGCUCAACGCUCUCAUAUUGGAGGGAUCUAUUGUGCCAGCAGUGAAUCAGAUUGAAUGUUCGGUCGGCUUCAACCAAAAACAGUUGCAGCAAUUUUGCCUAGAGCAACAAAUUCUUGUCAUGGGAUACGCCCCAUUGGGAAAGCAAAAGCUACCCUUCCUAACAAGUGAAUGUAUUAAACAAAUUGCUUUGUCCGUGGGUAAAACUCCUGCCCAAGUCAGUUUGAGAUAUCUGAUUGAUGGCGGCGUUGUACCGAUAGUAAAAUCUAAAAAUUAUACCCGGCAGCAGGAGAACAUGGAUAUAUUCGAUUUCAAGCUCGCUCGCCAACAAAAUGAAGCAUUGGAUGCCAUAACAGGGAAUCAACGAGCUUGCAAGAUGCAUCGUUUAGCAGGAGCUAAACAUUUUCCCUUUUCCAACGGUGCUUAGUAUAGCGCAUUUGCGAUUACAAACAUUCCACAUCGGCAGAUGAUUUUAAUGUCCAUCUUAAAGUGUUCUUGUUCUACGAUAGACUAAAGAAAUAAAGUUAGUUAUGAGAAAA
Messenger RNA from Anopheles funestus (African malaria mosquito), 1235 nucleotides. Its product is annotated as dihydrodiol dehydrogenase 3-like. Bases 188 to 1123 code for a protein of 311 amino acids. The transcript is spliced from 2 exons. Gene Ontology annotation, molecular function: oxidoreductase activity. The record is from RefSeq and is a predicted model, not a curated record. Lineage: Eukaryota; Metazoa; Arthropoda; Insecta; Diptera; Culicidae.